This is a messenger RNA of Amoebophrya sp. A120, 1617 nucleotides long. The record is from the annotation of a GenBank genome assembly. NCBI's taxonomy places the organism in Eukaryota, Dinophyceae, Syndiniales, Amoebophryaceae.
UUAUACUCAUGAUCCUAUUCCUAAUCCUUCCUCUCUAAUUUCGCUUUUGUUGUACCAGUUCGAAUUUUGCACACGCACGCGCGGGUCUGCAUGCAGUAAUUACUUGCUGACCCGACCGCCGAGCAAUUUCUAUUUCUACAAGUUGCAGACUCGGUCACAGCUUACUUUGUAAACUGACACUCACUCACAGUAACCGACGCUAUUAUAUAUGGGAUCGUUUCAACGAUUAAAAUAAAAAAAAUUAAUUUUUUGCAAUUCAAGGGGUUAUAUAAAAUGAAAAUCAUCAGAAGGUGAUGCGGGAACUGCCGCCGUCGCGGGCCUCCCAGGUGAACAUCUCCGGCUUGUGUUUUGUUCAUGGUAAUGAAAUAACUAGACACGUCCCAACUUAAGCUAGUUGAAAUGAUAUGGAAGCUGGAGUCUGUCAUCGCGGCAGUAGCAGUUCUAAUACCAAGCGCCUUGGUAUGGAGAACGUCGCCAGGGCGAUCCGGGCCCUCCUCCGCGCCCCCUCCGGACGCCGGAAAUACAUGGGGGGGAUCCACGCGCGCAGAGAAGAGCUGCUGGCCGAUAUCUUGGGCCCGGAGAAGGCGACGCCAACCGACACGGAGCCCAGUGAGGCCCUGCAGGAGUAUCGCGAGCAGAACGGUGGAGGAGGCGACGCUGCGGAUAUGUUGGGCAAAAGCAUCCUAAAGAGUAGCUUUUUCGUAAGGAAAAGCGUCAACUUUUGACGCGCCUCAUUUUGAUGCCAAAAAUGAGCUUGCGGGACGUCUCCCAGAGACGUCCCCAGGGACGUCAUUAACUUUGGCUAUUCCCACUUAGUCAAUCCAUUUCCAUAUCGCGGAAAAUAGACGUCUUCUUGGACGUCUCUGGGCGUCUAAUUAAUCGCGAUCCUCCAGCUCUAAAAGGAACUCAGGAACUCCCACUCUGAAACUGAUGACCAAAACCACGAAAGUUGCUCCGUCCGUUGAGGUGCGAGAUCUCAAUACUACAACGCCACACAUUUUCAGGCUUUGCCGCACCAGCUUCCUCUUGGGAUGUAUUCGAAAGCCAUCACAUUGCCCCAUAAACUCCACCGGUCGAAACCAGCAUAGCGUCGCUGCUACGUGACGGGGCCCCAGACGAGCCGGAGAGCGAGGGACCACGCAGACGCCCAGCUUGUGGGCCGCAAAGACGGAGCCAAGCUUCCUGCUUCCUUUGCAUUCUUAAACCUUGUUCAACUACAUACCAUUUUAACUAGCUGAAGUUGGGACGUGUCUAGCUAUUUCAUUACCAUAAACAAAACACAAUCCGGAGACGUUCACCUCGGAGGCCCGCGACGACGGCAGUUUCCAUGUCGCACUCUGAUGAUUUUCAUUUUGUAUGACCUCUUGAAUAAAUAAAAAUUAAUUUUUUUAAUUUUAAUCGUUGAAACGAUCCCAUAUUAUAGCCUUCUCUUUAUUCGAGCAUCAUGAUAGCUCUUCCUUUAUUCUUUGCACAUACACUAUCUGUAGCUGUUUACUUGUCUUCUUUUUCGAAAAUUACCAUUUCCAAUUGGCUUCUUUUUUCGUCACGCUAACCAAAUGUUUACAUUUCACCUACAUUGACUUCGAAUCACAAAAUCGCGUUGAUGAGUCCAUGCAU